GUAAACAACCGGAGUUUCUUUUCUGGCCGACUAUCAGAUUUUUCACUUUUUUGUGGUUCAGACUUCAGACCUACUGGUCCAUAUUAUUAUUGAGUUUUGUUACGUGAAAGAAAGUUUAUAGUGCUAGUUUGUUGAAUGAGUUUUCCUACGUCGAUGAAAGUUAAUUCGAUUUAAAAUAAUUCUUCGGAUAGGAACACUCACUUGUGAAUAUGCAUUGUAAACCUAUUUUGACGUAUUCUGGAGAUACCCGUUUGUUCAAAAGCUUGGAGCCGCACAUCAUCGCCUCUCUACCAUCAGACACUGCCGAAUGGAAACGGUCAUACGGACGUCCGGUAAAAAAUGUUCGCGUUGAAGCCAGCUUCAAACCAUUCGAAUCGUCCAAACUGGAAAAAUAUAACACUGGUAACUGGAACAUCGUAGACCAUCCGGUUUUGCACCUAUAUGUAACGGAAUGUAACGACGUUGAAGCAUACCGUGCGUCCGUAAAGGAAGAAAUUGAUCAGUGGCUUAAAACGUUGAACAACUAUAAUGUGACCGACUGGAUGAUCGUGCUGGUCGAAACAUUGGAUAUUAAGAAAUCCAAAAACAUCCUUCCCAGAACAACCGUACUGGAUAAAAUUCGGCUGGAUUUUGCAUCCAAGAAUGGGGAUCGUUGCUUAUCCGUACUAAAUCCAACGAAAUUUGAAAUGAAAGCAACGGAAUCGUUCCGUUGUCUGUUGCAGAGGAUUCGCCACUUGAUGCUAACUGGCUAUAACAAAAAUAUUGUCAAAUAUGAGGAUUUGAUUCGUUCUAAUCGAGAAAAUCGUGUUCAGGAACAUUGGAAUUUUAUCGACUAUUUCCUACUUCAGGAGCAACUUGCGUUUGUUUUGGAAAUGCUUGGACAAUACUCGGAAGCAUUGGUGCAAUAUGAUGAGUUGGAUGCUCUAUUCUCCCAAUUUAUCCUGAACUCGGUGUACGGAGAAAAACAGAAAUGGUUGGAAAUAUUUGACCAGCCACUGUUUGCUUUUCAUGGGAUUUCACUUAAUCCGACUAAAAUGGAAGAAACAAGGAAAAAAAUCAUUAAUCAGUCUGUUAAUUUAUUGGAAUUUCGAAGUUACUUAUUCGAGCGUCAAUGUUUGCUUCUGGAUGCGAACGAGAAACCAUGGGAAAUAGCUGAAAGACUAUUGCCGUUUCUGUUCUCGACCUUGCGGGAGAUAGAAGCUUUGAAACUAGAAACACCGGAAGGCUCGCUGGCAUGCUGGGAAUUUGUAUGUGCACUUGAAGUUCUUAAUCUGUGCGAUAAAGUUCAGGAAUCUAAAGAUAUUCACAAAUGCUCACAAUAUUCGGCUCCAAUAUGGAAUUUAGCAAAGGAUAAAUUGUACAGCUUGGGUAAACAGUGCGGGUUACUGCCAGGGCAGACGCCGACUUCAGAACAACUGCACACUGUUGUUCACUUAUCCGCUGGAAUGGGCGAUACCAUUCCAGAAAGUGGCAGCAGAACAACACUCGAAGUCGAGGUGAAAGACAGAAAAUCUCAUUCUCCAGUUCGAAAGCCUAAAAAGUCUGCCACUGACAGCCUGAAAGAAGCGUUGGGAUCUAAUCAGGCAUUCACCAAAUUGUAUCUGGAACUUAGCGAAUUGGCAAUCAGCACCUAUAAACACGUUUCCAGGUUGCGUUCGGCACGAUUGGUUGGAUUUGACCUCGGAAGCUUCUACAUAACUCUGAACGAACCGCAGAAAGCUGUCGGAUUCUUUACAGACUUACUACGGGAACUGAAAAACGAAAACUGGGACUAUCUAGCCAGUCAAACGCUACUGGCAUUGGCCUGCUGCUACCAGAAAAUGGAUGAUAGUGUGAACUACACCAAAACAUGCAGUGCAAUUUCGUGCAGUUUGGAUUUGGAACUGCCUGUGCGAAAUUUCUACUUUAAAGAAUUUCAUGCAUCACUGAAACUGUUGAAGGAGCUCAGAAGUACGGACAUAAAUGCACUGAAUGUAACAUCGGUUUUGGAGGAUCAUUUCCAGAUCGUCGAUAUUUGUGUAGCACAAAAUUCCAUAAUUCAAGACGACGUAAUCUCAGUUAUUCUGAAAAUAGAAAGCAACUUUCCUCGUGAGAUCGAUUGCGAGCAAAUUCUGCUCUCCUUCGAAAUGGACUCCAAGCAGAGUCCAGAAUCAUCCGCAUCCCAAGUAGCACUACCUGAAAUGUCCGUGGCUCUACCGUUCACAUUGCAUCUGGACUACAAACAGGACAACACGUUGAGUUGUGCUUCGGUAGCAUGCAACAAUAAGGUCAAGCAACCGGUCCGAAGAACAAGCAGCACAAGGCGCAAAAUUUCUCCCACCCAACGGUCAGACUUUACGAAUUGUGUUGGAUGUGAAAAAUUACUGCUCAAACCAGGAAUGAACACUAUUGAAUUGACGGCCAAAGCCAAACGUGUUGGUUCCUGGUGCUUCAAACAAUUGGCUAUUCAGAUUGAAAGUGCUGAGUUCCUGACUGAAAGCCUACCGGUUGGCCUACCAGUUUUCGAUAUAGUGACUAAAGCGUCCUUGGCCGUUUUGAAUUUCAUGAAUCUUGUGGCCGGUGUAGAGCAACCCGGUAAGCUCAUCAUUUCCGGUGGUAGCUUCCGUUUCCCGAAAGACGCCAACAUUAUAUUGAAAUGUUCGAAAAAUCUCAAAGUGCGACUCGCUACGCAGGUGGAAGAAAACGCACCGAAAGCCCCGUUUCAACGGGAGCUACUGAUCGGCCUACAAGAUUUUCAAUCAUUUGAAAAACGUGUCAUCGAUUUGGAAGCCCUGUGCGAUCUACCCGGUAGACGAGAAGAGAAAGCAAUCGAACAGAAAGUGGUGCUUCAGGUUCCCUGGAGUCGGAAUGAAAUUCAAAUUCCACUUCACUUCCUACCAGCACUGACCGCAUCGUGUCGGUUACACUCUUCCGGCUCGAGGAAAUUCCUACAAGUAAUUCUGAAAGGAGUCAGUGAACACAGGCUCAUUCUGAAGGACGCAUCCAUGUCGUGUUCGGCCGAAGGCGUAACAAUAAUCGACGUGAACCCAAAGUCCCAAAAUGAAAUUAUUAUGACGAAAGGUUUGUCGAUUUCGUAUCUUUACGAAAUACAAGUAGAAGCACUGAAAGCAGAGAGCGAAUUGCCCGUAAUUCACGUGGAUUUUCGAAUGAAUUUCGCUGAUAUUAAUCUGCCAGAAGAUAAUCGAUACUACAUUCCAUAUACGGUCACAUUCGAUGUGAUGGAUUAUACAACACUGUUCACAAUAUGUGCUAAAAUUGAGCCAUCCGAAUUGUGUCGGGUUAACUCGGUCUGUCAUCUAAAUCUGCGCAUAUCCAAAGUACAUGCCAACCCAUUCUCUGACCUGAUGUAUGAGGUAUUGGCCGAUCAGAACAUGUGGGUGGUUGUAGGACGAACAGCCGGAGUCAUCUCGAUGGAGGAAGUUGAAAGCCAUAGCAUCACGCUGGACGUGCUUCCGUUGACCGCAGGGUUUUUGCCGCUGCCUAAUAUUCGUCUGUCGAAGUACAUCUCAGCGAACAAAUCAAAAACAGAUGUCCAUCCACGGCUGCAACCGUUCCCACCGGGACAGAUCUAUAACUCGACCAAGAGCAUGCAAAUACACGUACUAGCUAGUAGCAAUACAGACGCCGCCUAAAACGUUUUCCUGUCAGUUUUUGUUAUUUAUUGAAAAAUAUAGUGUAUACAUUAUAGUUCGUUGUAUUAUGAUUGAAAACUUACACUUAAUCGGAAACUAUCAAAUAUUAGAUACUGAUACUACUUA
Molecule: messenger RNA, 3758 nt
Organism: Malaya genurostris
Lineage: Eukaryota; Metazoa; Arthropoda; Insecta; Diptera; Culicidae
Gene: SIDL
Product: trafficking protein particle complex subunit 10
Exons: 4
Coding region: 210-3632 (1140 amino acids)
Biological process (GO): intra-Golgi vesicle-mediated transport; early endosome to Golgi transport
Cellular component (GO): TRAPPII protein complex
Molecular function (GO): protein binding
Source: RefSeq, a predicted model, not a curated record